Messenger RNA from Phaethon lepturus (White-tailed tropicbird), 1316 nucleotides. Its product is annotated as flocculation protein FLO11-like. The transcript is spliced from 2 exons. Gene Ontology annotation, cellular component: extracellular region. Gene Ontology annotation, biological process: lymphocyte chemotaxis; G protein-coupled receptor signaling pathway; cellular response to tumor necrosis factor. The record is from RefSeq and is a predicted model, not a curated record. The annotation marks the transcript as partial. NCBI's taxonomy places the organism in Eukaryota, Metazoa, Chordata, Aves, Phaethontiformes, Phaethontidae. Gene Ontology annotation, molecular function: chemokine activity; CCR chemokine receptor binding.
GGCAACCCAAAGCACCUCUGAAGUGUUCAACAGAGUGCGGCCAUUUCACAUCUGAGAUAGCGGCAAAGCGGAUAAGGAGCUACCGCAGGACCGAACCCCGCUGCACCAAACAAGCCGUCAUAUUCAUUACUCUGAAGUCCGUGGAGAUGUGUGCAGAUCCAGAGGCAGAGUGGGUGAAGAAGAUCGUGGAGAAACUAGAUCAGAAAAAGGCCACAGCCUCCCCACUUCCACGUGAUGCCACCUCAGCAGCGGCACCAAUAGAGCCCGGUGUUUUUCAGAAACAUGUUGGUCGUACAGCAACAGCUCCAUCUCAAGCCACUGUUCCACCUGGUUUCUUCCAAGGGACUGGCACAACGGUUUUGGAGAGAAUACAUGUUCCUGCUGCCGGGACAGAGGCGUCCAGCAAGUCCCCACCAGCCACGCAGGACACCACCCAGCUCCUUGCAGGAUCGUCCCCCGUGAUACGGGAAGUUGCUGCCCGCUCUGAAGUCACUCCAGAGGGAAACAGAGAUUCCUUAAAAUCUCCUGUACCUUCAACAACUUUUGCAGCAGGCAUGGUCUCCAGCCAGCCCACCCCGCAUCCGCCGGCUCUUGUGCAUGGCUUUGACAACGCCGUAGGAUCGACAGAAGAACCUAUAGGACACGGUGCAAAUUCUGUGGCUGAUCUUCAAGACACGACUUCUCCCAGCUCAAAUUCAGACCCCGUGGCCGUUACUAAAGCAUCAGACCAUCCUGCACUUUCUACAAAUGAAUCCCUGGACCCUACAAGUGCAAGAGCCAACGCAUCAGGCACUGCGUCUAGCAGUUUUAGUUCAGAUCUCCCCUCCAUCCUGGACAGCAUGGAGAUCGCCACAGUUCCAGCCAUGCCAGUUCCACCAGAGACUACUUCAGUUUCUACUCUGAACUCCACAACUUCCAUAGGCAAAGGUCCCUCUGUCCGUACCAACAAGGUUCUCAGUUCCUCUGCAGAUACUUUUGGUACUAGAACAUUUGAUUAUUCAUCGCCUGGAGGAAAGCAAGAGCCUUCAGAUGCGUUAGCUUUCACUAGUCAAGCAUUCUCAGGCCAAGCCAGAGUGCAGGUGACUACAGAAAGACCAAACGAUCUGCUUCUUCCCAGUUUCUUGUCAAGAUCUCAAAUGCACUUUGUCAUCCCAGUUUCUGUGGUAGGUGGUCUUAUGGCUUGCAGUGUUGCUGUUGUAUGGCUAUAUCUAAAAUUUGGAGUCAAAACAGAAGAAAUGUCAAGAGAAAUGGUACAGGGCUUGCUCUACCAGAAGGAGGGACAUCAAAACAAUGUCUUUCCAAUGGAAGUAAUCUGA